UUUUCAUAUUUGAUUCUAACCUAUGAGCAAAUUUGGAGAGUAAACGAAACAAUUGCUCCCCGUUUUCAUCACUAUAAUAAACGUUUCAAAUGGCAUUUCAAGAAGAUAUGAGGAGACGGAUCUGCUCCAAGCGCCUCGCUCCAACUGAUAUCAGCAAAAGAUUGGCUAUCCCCACCAAGAGUCUUGCCUUCUUCCCAAGUAGCAGAUCUCGUCCCAUGGAGUUUCCAGUUCAUGAAGAAGAGAGUAGUGGGCGCGUGUGGACGUUUGCUUGCUCGAUCCGCAAAACAGGCUUCAAAAAGCCUGUUUUGCAGAAGGAAUGGCUACUUUUUGUUGAUUUUCAUGAUCUAAGAGUUGGUGAUGUAGUGACAAUUUAUGAGCACGUAUCUGAAGAUGAAAUCAAGUUGUUUGGUAAGCUUUUGCGUCGUUUAUAUUAUCACUCUAUUAAGGUUGAGAGAGCUGCACCCAAUGAUGAUGCUAAUGAAGCUGAUGCGAUGUAAAGUAGAGGCCGAGAGGAAGAGAGGCCGAGAUUCGGUUUCUAGUAUAUGGAUAGUAUGUAUUCCACGCAUGCAAUUUCCAGAAUGAAUAUGCAACUAAAGACCUAUGUUGCACAUAUAGUGCGCAAUAGCAGGUAUCUAUUGCCUCCGCCUUCA
This is a messenger RNA of Durio zibethinus, 650 nucleotides long. The record is from RefSeq and is a predicted model, not a curated record. Lineage: Eukaryota; Viridiplantae; Streptophyta; Magnoliopsida; Malvales; Malvaceae.